CUCUGAACUUCUCAAGCUGCGACUCCAGAUCCUCUCUCUCUGAAUAAAGAUUGAGCUUUACCCAGACUGCACAUUCCUUCCUCUGUCCCAGAUCUAAUUUUUGAAGAUUUGAAGAGGGAAGUUUUAAAAUCAACAGAUGAAGGGCUUAUAACCGAAACAUUGACGCUCCUGCUCCUCGGAUGCUGCCUGACUCCCCUGUGCUUUUCCAGUGCCACAUUUUUCGACUGACUCUCCAGCAUCUCCGGUCCUCACUUUGAUGUCACUGUCUAACAGUCACUCAGUCCACUGGGGCCAGCAAAGAUUUUCGACCAUGAUUUCUGUGAGAGGGAUCAACGCUUUUUGGUUCCUGUCUGAGUUUGUUUUCAGCAUCAGUGGGACUGGACGAGAGACCCCACUGUUGCAGCACACUGUGCGUGGAGCCUGAAACCGUUAUACGGCCUGGGAAGGGGAUUUCACGGCAGGGAGGGGCUCUCCACGUGUUUGUGUGCAGCUGAAGCUGUGGCCAUGGAGAAACCCGAGGAAUCCCGCCCUGUGGAGAAACCGUGGAAGUGUGGGGACUGUGGGAAAGGCUUCCGUUUCCUGUCUGCCCUGGAGACUCAUCGGCACAGUCACACCGGGGAGAGGCCAUUCCCCUGCACCGAAUGUGGGAAGGCCUUCAGACAUUCCUCCCACCAGCAGGACCACACGGGGGAAAGGCCCGUCAGCUGCCCCGAGUGCGGGAAGGCCUUCGUGUUUUUCUCCGCCCUGUUGGCCCACCAGCGGGUCCACACAGGAGAGAGGCCGUUUAGCUGCCCAGAGUGCGGGAAGGCCUUCAGGUAUUCCUCCACCCUACUGAGCCACCAGCGUGUCCACACGGGGGAGAGGCCCUUCAGCUGCCCUGAGUGUGGGAAGGCCUUCAGCGAUUCCUCCACCCUGCGGAGCCACCGGCGUGUCCACACAGGGCAGAGGCCCUUCAGCUGCCCUGAGUGCGGGAAGGCCUUUACCCACGUCUCCUCCCUGAUGAGGCACCAGCAGAUCCACACGGGGGAGAGGCCCUUCAGCUGCCCUGAGUGUGGGAAGUCCUUUACCCAGGCCUCCACCCUGCUGACCCACCAGCGGGUCCACACGGGGGAGAGGCCCUUCAGCUGCCCCAAGUGCGGGAAGGCCUUCAGCAAUUCCUCCACUCUGCUGACCCACCAGCGGGUCCACACAGGGGAGAGGCCGUUCACCUGCUCUCAGUGUGGGAAGGGCUUCACCUGCUCCUCCAACCUGCGGAGCCACCAGCGGGUCCACACGGGGGAGAGGCCCUUCAGCUGCCCCGAGUGUGGGAAGGCCUUCAGCACAUCUUCCUCCCUGCUGAGGCACCAGCGGAUCCACACCGGGGAGAGGCCGUACAUCUGCUUUCACUGCGGGAAGGGCUUCACCUACUCCUUCCACCUGCGGAAGCACCAGCGAGUUCACGUGCAAUUGCAGGGGGAUUGAAGGAGUGACGGCCGAGUCCCAUUAUUGAUUGGAAUAUCAACCCGGUUCCGGGGACUCCCAGGUCUGAAUCCCGCCACGACAGAUGGCAGAAUUGGUAUUCGGUCAGAAAUGUGGAGUUCGGAAUCUAACGAUGAGACCGUUUCAGGGAGGGGGUGGUGCGGGGGAGAAAGCCCCCAUCUGAUUCACUCUCUCCCUUGUUAGGAAAGGGAACCGCCAUUGUGGGAAAGGAUUCACUCAGUCGUUCCAGCUGCAUCCUUUACCCGGUCUGGCCUACACGUGACUCCAGACCCACAGCAGUCUGGUUGACUCUACACUGCCCCUUCCUGGCAAAGGAGCGGGGAGAAACUUAACUGGAGACACUAAACCGGGUUGAAAUUGCUGAGCGAGUCAAUGCUUCCUCCGGGUUAUGGCUGUACCAAGGAUCCAAUUACAAAGGGACAGCUUGGUGCUGACCAAUAGUAAAGACAGUGAGGGUCGGGGGGAGGGACAGGGGAGGUGUGGUGUGUGCACUUUCACCUUGAGCUGUUCAAAAAGCAACUACUUUUUCUCUGCCUUUUUGCUGGGGGGAUCUGAACCUGUA
This is a messenger RNA of Hemiscyllium ocellatum (epaulette shark), 2041 nucleotides long. Its product is annotated as gastrula zinc finger protein XlCGF7.1-like. Gene Ontology annotation, molecular function: RNA polymerase II cis-regulatory region sequence-specific DNA binding; DNA-binding transcription factor activity. The record is from RefSeq and is a predicted model, not a curated record. NCBI's taxonomy places the organism in Eukaryota, Metazoa, Chordata, Chondrichthyes, Orectolobiformes, Hemiscylliidae. The coding region runs from base 505 to 1461 and encodes 318 amino acids. The transcript is spliced from 2 exons. Gene Ontology annotation, biological process: regulation of transcription by RNA polymerase II.